CUUUUAUUAUAUUACCAUUAGUCUAGCAACCAGCAUUGAGUGAACAAUUCCUGGUUGGUCUCUUUCUUUUUAAAACACUCGUCCCAUUAAUUGGAAUUAUUUAUGAAUCAAUAAAUUUGUGAUCGUGCAUUUGCAGUAGUUAAUUAAUAAUUUAUCGUGUUCAUAAAUAACUCAUCUCGAAUUAUUUAUAUAUAUUUUUUUAACAUUAAUUUUAAACUUCACUAUAAGUAGUCGAAUCAAAAAAAUUUCUUAUUGGACUACAAUCAGAACUUGAUUGAACUUAAUUUGCACUAGUGGUUAUUUAUAAAGAGCUAAAAUUUAUGAAGUGUCUGUGAUAAAAUACAGGUAAAAUUGAACUGUAAUUCGAAAAAUAUUAUUUUUGAAAUACCAGAAUUUAAAAUCAUAUCAAAUAAUUAGUUGGCGCAUUCAUUGUUAUAAAUUAUCGGGUACUAUCAGUUGGAGACAUUAGUAAUUUAUCAGCCGACUUAACUGAUAAAAAAAUUUUAAACCAAGUUGGAUCUGACCUGACUAAGUAUAUAAUUAUUUGAAUAAUUUUAUUUUAUUUAAAUACAUAAAAAUGACAAUAAAAAAAAUUUGCGGCAUUGGUGCUGGGUAUGUAGGUGGACCAACAUGUAGUGUAAUAGCAUUAAAGUGUCCGGAUAUCCGUGUGACGGUUGUUGAUAAGAGCAAAGAGAAAAUAGCUCAGUGGAACUCGGAGAAACUGCCGAUUUAUGAACCGGGUCUGGAUGAAGUGGUCAAAAAAUGCCGAGGAAAAAAUUUAUUUUUCUCAACGGACAUUGAAGCUGCGAUACAGGAGGCUGAUUUAAUUUUUAUAUCUGUAAAUACACCGACCAAGACAUUUGGGAAUGGUAAAGGUCGUGCCGCUGAUUUGAAGUACGUUGAAAACACAGCGAGAAUGAUUGCUGAGGUGGCAACUGAUGAUAAAAUUGUCGUUGAAAAAAGUACGGUGCCUGUGAGAGCUGCUGAAAGUAUUAUGAAUAUUUUACGAGCUAAUCAUAAACCAGGGGUUUCUUAUCAGAUACUUUCAAAUCCCGAGUUUUUAGCUGAAGGAACAGCAAUUGACAAUUUAGUGAAUCCAGAUCGUGUCUUAAUUGGAGGUGAAGAUUCUCCGAAGGGACGUGAAGCUAUUGAAAAACUCUGUAAUAUAUACGAGCACUGGAUUCCACGUGAUAAAAUCUUUACCACCAACACGUGGAGCUCCGAACUGUCUAAGCUGGCGGCUAAUGCAUUUUUGGCUCAGCGAAUAUCCAGUAUCAAUUCGCUGUCGGCUGUAUGUGAAGCUACUGGAGCUGAUGUGUCCGAAGUAGCGAGAGCCGUUGGUUUGGACUCGCGAAUUGGUUCCAAAUUCCUUCAAGCCUCAGUGGGUUUCGGUGGCUCUUGCUUCCAAAAAGAUCUACUCAAUCUUGUAUACAUAUGCGAGUGCCUCAAUUUACCAGAAGUUGCUGCUUAUUGGCAACAAGUAAUUGAUAUGAACGAGUACCAAAAGUCUAGAUUCUCGAACAAGAUCAUUGAGAGUCUUUUUAAUACUGUCACAGAUAAGCACAUCGCGAUGCUGGGGUUCGCAUUUAAAAAAAAUACUGGAGACACUAGAGAAAGUCCUGCUAUCGCUGUGGCCAAGAAUCUACUUGAUGAAGGGGCCAUUCUUCACAUUUACGAUCCCAAGGUUGAAGAAACUCAAAUAAUUGAUAAUUUAUCAGCUGUAGAUAUCGAUGAUAUUAAAAAUCGCGUUAAUAUUUUUGACAAUGCAUACAGUGCUACCAAGAACACUCAUGCCAUUGUCGUAUGUACAGAAUGGGAUGAAUUUAUUGAACUGGAUUUUGAACGUAUCUACGCAGAAAUGACCAAGCCGGCGUACAUAUUCGAUGGUCGUAAAAUUUUAGAUCAUGAAAAAUUACAAAAGAUUGGUUUCAAUGUCCAAACAAUUGGUAAACGUGUGUCACGAAUCGCCGUUUCAAGAACUUGGGGCAGCCCAACACAGAUGUGAAUUUUUUUACAACUAAUGUAUUUCAAGUAUUAAUCGCAUUUAAUUGCAGUACUUAUUCGUGAACUAAUACUGACGACAGUGAUUAAAAAGCAAUAUUUAAUGCAAUUUUGCACCAGUAUUUGAAUUUUGAUGUAUAUUUCUGUUAUUUUUAUCAGUAUGUUAAUCUUCAAUGAACUCAUUAUUAUCAUUGUUAUUAUUAAACAUUUGUAAUAUUUUUAUAAUAUAAAUUUAUCAAUUGGUAUUAAAUAAACAAUCAAAUAUAUUUUUAA
This is a messenger RNA of Microplitis demolitor, 2274 nucleotides long. RefSeq names its product UDP-glucose 6-dehydrogenase (gene sgl). Gene Ontology annotation, biological process: glycosaminoglycan biosynthetic process. The record is from RefSeq and is a predicted model, not a curated record. The transcript is spliced from 5 exons. Gene Ontology annotation, molecular function: UDP-glucose 6-dehydrogenase activity; NAD binding. Gene Ontology annotation, cellular component: nucleus; cytosol. Bases 578 to 2005 code for a protein of 475 amino acids. Lineage: Eukaryota; Metazoa; Arthropoda; Insecta; Hymenoptera; Braconidae.